Messenger RNA from Ostertagia ostertagi, 933 nucleotides. The record is from the annotation of a GenBank genome assembly. Lineage: Eukaryota; Metazoa; Nematoda; Chromadorea; Rhabditida; Trichostrongylidae.
AUGCAAGAUCAUGAAUCGGAAAUAAAGAAGAAGGAAGUUUUGUACCCUCCAAACAACUCAUAUCGUGUCGACACGGGUGGACGGUUACCGAGCCUUAGGACGACGUGUAAUUUGCAAAAGGUCCGGGAUUUUCACAAGAAAUAUUACCACCUAUCAAAUAUGAUGGUGACGGUAUCAGGUAGAGUCAAUCAUGAACGACUGUUGAAGAUUAUUGAGACUGCAGAGGAGGAGCACUUAGCCGAAGUACCGGCGUCGUUUCAAAGACCAUUCGUUUCACUCCAUCUGAAGCCAAUGGCCGAAUCGAGCGAACAUCGCGUCGUGUGCCCAAGCGAUGACGAAUCUCGCGGAAGUGUUGAGAUCAGUUGGUUUGGUCACCGCCCAACCGACUUCCAAGAGAAGGUAGCUUUCGAUGUUCUGUUUGACUAUAUGUCGAAUACUCCUGUAUCUCCGUUACAACGAGAAUUCGUCCUCAUUGAGAAACCAUUGUUCAUGGAAAAAGUUGUGAAGGAACAUUUGGAAGACAAGACUUGGGACAUGGAACGAAUGGGUUUUCUCAUUGGGCAAUCAGUGAAGAAUGAAUUAAAAAAGAUGGAAAAACAUCCUGCAACCCAAUUGUUUGGGCAUAUGAUCGGACAUCAGCUAUACGAUGAAAAUGAGGAUCAACUAAAAACGCGGAUGGAUGAGAAAUACUUCACUAGCCCUCAUGUGGUUGUAGUCGGCGUUCCAAGUGAAAAGAUGGUUGAACAGGUGGCCAAGGAAGAAAAAACUCGCUUGGAUAAGCAGCGUAAAGAACUCGGAAAGGAUGGAAUUAAGGAGUGUGGAGAGAAAAUUCAAGCGGCCAUAAAAGAAAACACCGCCAAAAAGCCGAGCGCUGAAGUAUUGAACGAGUUGAUUGUGAGAAAGUUGGAAGAAUUCGAUCGAUUCCCCGUGGAU